Molecule: messenger RNA, 318 nt
Organism: Paraglomus occultum
Lineage: Eukaryota; Fungi; Glomeromycota; Glomeromycetes; Paraglomerales; Paraglomeraceae
Source: the annotation of a GenBank genome assembly
AUGCCUCCUGUGCCUUCAAUGCCUAGAUGGAUAAAAUCCGAGACAGAGACUAAUCGAUCCAGCUCUGAUUCAGAAUCCACGGAUUCAGACUGGUAUGACCUCGAUUCGAUAAAACCCCGAAAGAAUCAUGUUCAUAUUAAAAAGAAAAAGGUUGUCUCUCCUAUCCGAAAACAUCGUAAAAAUAAGCAUACCAACUGUGUCCGCAUUCCAGAUUAUGUCAAUGAUGAAGUAAAAAUCGAUACUCAUCCGUUACAAUAUCAAUCAUCUCCUCCUGAUCUGCUAUUAAUUCCCGAAAAAGCUGUUUAUCUUCAUCCGUAA